CACAUUGGGCAGCACUUGUACCGGUACCUCCCAUUGUCGUUUUGCAUUCUACCCAUCGAUCAAGCAAUCUGACAUCGCCGCAUGCCGGAAACUUGCGAGCGGAACAAGAAAUUCGAGCACUGGUGAAAUUAACAAGAGCACGACAAUGCCCGCACCGACGUCUUCGACGACAGCCUCGCGCUCGGAUCCUUCGAUAUCAACGCCGACGGCAUCCUUUCAUAUUGUCGCCACGACCUUCGUUCUAGGUACGAUUUGCCUUGCCUUGCUCGUCCUUCCCCGAGCUUCGUCGUUUUCUCUGUCUCCCUCCCAGCACUCGCAUGGUCUGUCAUCGCGAUCAACAGAGAGCAACGACAGGACCCCAACCAUAUCAUCGCUGUUCCAAAGUUCAACGGCCGUCGGUACGGAAACAGAMAAUUCCUCUACGCUUUUGAUGAAAGAGCAAGCGGGGGGGAACAGCAUGAACCGUCGUCGUCGAAAGCAACGAAUACGAAACAGCAACGCCGGCACCRACAACGCCGGCACCAAUGGCGACGAGAACAGCAGUUCCGCCAUMUUUGAGAACGUCCCAAAGGAGGAAGACCUUCCGGAUCCAGUGGUUCCCUUUGUAUCCGUAUCAUCCAUCAAACUUGUUGACCCCGACGACUCCGGAGACGACAGCGACGUCCGCGUCGAGCUCCGUCUCUGCCCGGAUGAUUCUUCUCCCGGUGACRUCGUCGUUAUCGACCCACGCGACCUCCACCAAACCAGCGACUUCGAGCUGUGGAUGGCCAUGCGCAAAAAUCUGGUCGACGUCUCGGCUUCCCAGCUGAGCGUAGUUUUGGGAACAAACUAUUUCACGAGCCGAGAGAAGCUGCUGCAAGACAAAACAAAGGCCCGAGUCGCCGACCUCGAAAAAGAUUCCAGCGACAUUGAUGGGGCCAUUGCCCUCGACAAAGAGGAUCCCACCGGAACGGCCGAAAAUAAUUCGAAGUCGAAUUCCAAGGCGUGUGCAUGGGGGAUCCGAAUGGAACCCCUGGCAUUCGCUCAGUACUCCGAUGUCAUGACUAGGGACAACAACGACGGCGACGGAGAUGAUGUCGAGGGUGGAUAUCAGAACAAUCGUGUCGUAGAGACGGGGAUGCAUCUACUCAGGCACACCGAUCCGGCSACCAAGAAAACCUAUAUCUUUGGUGCGUCCCCGGACGGAAUGGUGACGGAGGAAUCUAGGGAUUCCKAUGCUACUGAGAGCCAGACCUCCGUCGGGCUGCUAGAAAUCAAGUCUCUGUGGGGGAGACGUCACAAGGGCUCGCUGCCAGAAUUUCACGGSUGCCCCAAACGAUUCUACGACCAGAUCCAGGGCCAGAUGGCCAUCUGCGACAAGGAGUGGUGCGACCUGAUGCUGUUCAUUCCUCCCUCCGGCGGCACUGGGGGUGGCGGUGGCGGCAAGAAGAACAAGCGAAAGGGAAAGAGCGCCAAGAAGCGCAAAAAACAGGCGGCGGCGGCCGCUGCGCGCAACACAAACGCCCGCAAAAACCGGGGCAGGAACUACUUCAUCAUCCGUGUCAAACGCAACGAAAAAUACUGGAACGAAACCGUGCUUCCAGCCCUCGUGACAUUCUGCGACGAGGUCGAAGCCAGGACGGCAGCCGUGCUCGCUGGAGAGCCAAUAGCUGAAGUAGCAGAAGAGAAAGACACAAGCGAAGCGGUAGCGGCAUAAACGGCGCGUUCGUCGAUUAGGAAUGGAUGACACCGGAUCUCGAAAGACAAAACUCRAAGUUUGUAGCAUAUCAUCUCAAAGAGGGAUUCUCURCUUCCGACGAAUGAAGAAUGAAUGCAUCAAAUCUUGGUUGUACUCUAGAAUUGUCCAARCUCUCCCUAGCACUAGAAGAAUGAACUUUGCACGAAGGAGUGGCUGAGCAUGUUAAAAUUAGAAUAGCUGAUUUUGUUUCUCAAAAAAUGUUUUCAAUCACUGGUUUUCACCAUUGUUGUUCUAGUCAAAAGAAAAAGCAAAGCUAGGU
This is a messenger RNA of Pseudo-nitzschia multistriata, 1997 nucleotides long. The record is from the annotation of a GenBank genome assembly. NCBI's taxonomy places the organism in Eukaryota, Bacillariophyta, Bacillariophyceae, Bacillariales, Bacillariaceae.